Molecule: messenger RNA, 3357 nt
Organism: Trypanosoma brucei brucei TREU927
Lineage: Eukaryota; Euglenozoa; Kinetoplastea; Trypanosomatida; Trypanosomatidae
Exons: 1
Coding region: 1-3357 (1118 amino acids)
Source: RefSeq, a predicted model, not a curated record
AUGAAUGUCACUAACCCCUCCACUGUCAGGUACGCCGAUGCAUUCAUGUCGUACUUGCGAUUUCUCGAGAAGGAUGUGUGGUGGACAAUAGUGUAUGUCAUAUUCUUGGCGUGGAUGUAUUUGUUUCACGCCCCAUUUCGAGUCCACAAUGUUUGGCGAACCGAUUGGUAUGCGCAGGUGACGAAGGUGUUGCAAGUAUGGAUUGGCGUUGUUGUUUUCCUUUUUCAUACCGGCUCGGGGUUUUUUCAACCCCAAAGGUCUCUGCAGGCAGAAAUUUGCAAUGCCGACGAUGAUACUGUUGCCACGAUUUUUUUCCCAAUCUUCAGCACAACGACACUUAUAAUCUUGUACAUUCACAGCAAGAAGCGUGUCUGGGGCCUGGGUGUGACGUAUGGUUCUAGUACAAUCGUGGUUGUGUUGAAUUCCUUACUUCUUUCGCUAUUUUCUACCGUACAUUUUGCGUACGGUAUGCGAAUUCAAGACUUUGAGCACUCCUCGUUGUUGAAGGGUGCCGUGGGUGUGCUCUUUCCAUCACCAAAGCAGACACUUUUCCCGACGCUGCUACUGUUGAGUGUCAUGAAUGUACUUUUUAUAACUUUUGACUAUCAGUACAAAAAGCGUUGCGGGUUUGAUCCGCUGCGCGGACUAUUAUGGAGUGAGGUUUGCCGUUCGCGAAAGGCACACGAAGUCGUUCCCACUACUAUCCGAGAUGGCUGCGAUUGGCGAAAACUUCAACCGAAGCCGAAACGAAUAUCGAAGGUUGAGCAGCCCUGGAUUGUCUCACCAGAGGGGGGGAAACGGCUGAGCUUUGCGCUCUCUUCUCUGGAGGUCAAGCAGCUAUCCGUGCAGUACCCAGUGAACCGACCGGGCAUGGUUCCUUGGUUUUCAACUUUCAUUGCGGGCACAGCCCUUCAGUCUGUCCUUGGAAAUUCGCUCAAUUUUUUGACGUUUGAUCAACGUGCCGUGGAGUCACAGAUGAAUCCCAAGGUGUUCAAGUUGAGUUUUACCAAACACAGAUCGAAAAUUAGCAAGUCAUACAGCCUUUCCCGUGUUUCUGAAUGCUCACCAUCAACCAGUGUGGAUGCUGUGUGCUGUGAUCCGUACGGUGAUGAUGAUUAUGAAAAUGUUUGGUUCGACUUCGUCGCGGACGUCGGAGAUGGGUUUAACUCGACGUAUGAGAUGGCUCGUUUGAUGGCACAACCUUUCCUCCGUCUAGCAUCAAGUGAUUCGGUGCAAACGCGAAGCGGACUCGUGAAUUCAGUUUCUGUGCGCGACGGUGGAGGGAGAAGGGGUUUGAUGACGCCACCUCUGACGGCCGGUGAUGGAGCCUUCCUUGCUGUCGAAGGUAAUGGACAGCAAAACAGAUGCGGGCGGACGCUGUCGAUGUGUGACUACGAACCCCAAGAGAACUUUUCCCUUCCCCGUGCAUCGUUUGUGGUGGUUGGUGGAGAUUUGGCGUACCCGAAUCCCACCAACGAAACGUACCGCACACGCCUGCUCGAACCGUACAACAACGCGCUUCGGUGCUGCGCACCUCUAUGCAAGCUUGUGAAGAAAUGGUACAAUCGCCUUGUUGUGCCAGAGGAGGACAACAAAGAUGUUGCCCGUAUUCACAUGCUGUCGGCGUCCAAAGUUUCGGAAAUGACUCAGCGUAGAGAUAUAGCUGACAUGUGUCUUGGUGAAGACGAGGUGGUACACAGCACUCCCCUACUGUUCGCCAUCCCCGGUAACCACGACUGGUUAGAUGGUCUCGUGACAUUUAAGAAGUUUAUCAUUGACGAGAGUUGGAUGGGUGGCUGGUUUAUGCCCCAGAAGAGCUCCUUCUUUGUUAUAAAUCUCCCAUAUAACUGGUUUUUGCUGUGUGUCGAUACAGGAAGUGUGACUGACAUCGACCCAGGACAACGCAACUACUUCCUGAAUUAUAUUGAGGAACACCUCGACGUUUCGUCCUGUGUGAUUUUAAUUUCCCAUGAGCCUGGGUGGAUUUACGAGGCGAUGAACACCAAUUUGACGUCGACGAUGCAACCAGAGUUACACCGAGUAGUGGACGCCCUCGGUACACGCCUGCGCAUGCGACUUUGUGGCGAUAUCCACCACUACUCUAGACACACACCUACAGACGCGCUUUCAGAGGCACCUGUUCUUGUUGUCAGCGGCGGUGGUGGUGCCUUUCUACACGGCGCCCGGAACAAUACCGUUAUUUAUCAAGGAACAGAGUAUAAGCGGGAGGCAGCGUUUCCUAGAGAUAAUCAUGUCACAUCGUUUCUGACGAGGUUGGUCGGCUUCCGCCUGAUUAACUGGAAAUUUGACAUAAUCGCUGGUUUUAUGUGCUUCGGGCUCAUAACCUCCUCGCUACCCUUGAACAUGGAGGACAAAAAACUAGAGGAGAUCGUGGACAUCCACGUCCUUUUCUGUAGUACCGUAACCCGCACAGCCGAACUCUGUCUCUAUACAUUUGACAAAGGCAUUAUAUCUUUGUUCGUGGCGGUGUGUUUCUUUAUUGGUUUCUUCUCGGUUGGGUCAGGGAGAAAGAGUGUAUGCUUUCGGAUCGCAUACUCUUUAUGCUGGACGGCACUUGUUGUGUUCGCUUCAUCUGGAAUGUUAGCCGUUGUUCAAACAACGAUGGCCUACAUGAUGAAUCAUGGCUUGAUUCUAUCAACGAAAGAACAAUGGAGCAGUAUGUUGGAGUCUCAGGUUCGUACCGCUGCGGAUGACACAUCCAAUCACCUGAUUGAGUGGUUGGGUGACGAGCAUGCUCUCUCAAGGGGCAUCGAAAGCCUGCGGUCGGCUGCACACGGUAGUGUCCUUGUUGGAGCCGCCUGUACGUUGUUGAGGAGUAUGGAUAUGAUUGAAAACUUGGCGUAUCUUUCGUACCACGUCGGUACAAAUGUCACGGGUACCCUCUCACACACGACUAACCGUGUUCAGGUUGUUCUGUACUAUCUUCACAUUCUUCUGAUCUACUGGCUCUUGGCAACGCCGCUGCUUUCGUUUAUUAUCGGUGUAUUUCUAUUUGUAUCUGUUCACUACUUUGAUUUAACAUAUGACGCGUCAUAUUCCUCAUUUCAGAUUGAGGAUUACAAACACUUUUUGCGUUUCUGCUUGGAUGGCAGAACGAGGUGUUUACAUGCUUACGUCGUUGCAGAAAAGUUUGUGCCGAAAGUUUGGAUAUGCGAUGGCAGACACGUUACCGAGUGCAGGGACGAGAGAACCAAGCAUCUUCCACCACAUCUAAAAAAACAUCCAAGUCGCUGGGUACCACAUGGGGUUUCGGGCACUGACUACACACCCACAGUACUAGAACAUUUUGUUGUAAGACCACAUCGGGUUACUCAGCCAGAUCCUCUCCGUGAGUGA